AUGUCUUUAAAACCAUUAUUUACGCGCUCUUUAUUAAAAUAUAAUUCUCAUAGAAUUAAAUCUUUUAAAUCUUUUGUAACAGAGACUAACAUUCAAAAGUUGAAGGAUCAAUCAUUAUUAAAAAGUAAAGCUUUUAUUAAUGAUCCAGCUACUGAAAAUGAGAUUGGACAAGUACCUGAAAUGGGUGCUAAAGAAACAAAAAAUGCAAUAAAGGCUGCUAAAGAUGCAUUAAAUGAAUGGUCAAGACAGCCCGCAAGGACAAAACAUGAUGCUUUGAAUAAAUGGGGUUCUUUAAUAUUAGAAAAUAUGAAUGAUCUUGCUACAAUACUAACUCUUGAAAAUGGUAAACCAUUCAAUGAAUCUUUGGUGGAGAUUAAAUAUGGACAAAGUUUUAUCGAAUGGUUUGCUGAAGAGUCAAGACGUAUUUAUGGUGAUAUCAUCCCAUCAAUAUCCCAAGGUCAAAGAUUCUUGGUACAAAAGCAACCGAUUGGCAUUGCUGGAAUCAUCACUCCUUGGAAUUUCCCAAAUGCGAUGAUCACUCGUAAAAUAAGUGCUGCUUUGGCAGCAGGUUGCACCACUGUAAUAAAACCUGCUGCUGAAACUCCUUUUUCUGCUUUGGCUUUGGCUGAUUUAGCUUCAAGAGCAGGCAUUCCUAAAGGCGUUAUCAAUAUUAUAACCACCAACGAAAAUGUUAGUGAGGUUGGUAUGGAAUUAACAACUAAUCCUGACGUUAGAAAAAUUUCAUUCACUGGAUCGACCGCUGUCGGUAAAUUUUUGAUGGAACAAAGUUCAAGUACAUUAAAAAGUAUUUCAUUGGAAUUAGGUGGAAAUGCACCAUUAAUUGUUUUUGAUGAUGCUGACAUAGAUUUAGCUGUUGAAGGUACUAUUGCCUCAAAAUUUAGAGCAUCAGGUCAAACUUGUAUUUCCCCAAAUCGUAUCUACGUGCAAUCGUCAAUCUAUGCUGAAUAUGCCUCGAAACUCUCUGAAAAAGUCAGUAAAUUUAAAAUUGGAAAUGGGUUUGAUCCAACCACCACUCAUGGUCCAUUGAUAAAUAAAAAAGCGGUUGAAAAAGUUAAAAGACACGUUGAUGAUUCUGUGGCAAAAGGUGCUGAAAUAUUGAUUGGUGGUACUAGACAAGCAGGGAAUUUUUUUGAUCCAACUGUCUUGACAGGAAUGUCAAAGGAUAUGAUUAUAACAUCUGAAGAAACUUUUGGUCCGAUAGCUGCCUUGUAUAAAUUCGAAAAUGAAGAUGAAGUAGUUACUAUGGCUAAUUAUUCCACUCAUGGUUUAGCUGCCUAUUUUUAUAGCAGGGAUAUUGGAAGAUGUUGGAGAGUUGCGGAAGCUUUGGAGGUUGGAAUGGUCGGUGUCAAUGAUGGAAAGAUUGGUUUUUGCGAAACUCCUUUUGGUGGGGUUAAGGAAUCAGGCUUUGGACGCGAAGGUUCAAAAUAUGGAAUUGAAGAAUUUCUCAAUGUUAAAUUUAUAAAUUUUGGUGGAAUAUAA
Messenger RNA from Entrophospora sp. SA101, 1500 nucleotides. The record is from the annotation of a GenBank genome assembly. Lineage: Eukaryota; Fungi; Glomeromycota; Glomeromycetes; Entrophosporales; Entrophosporaceae.